This is a messenger RNA of Ctenopharyngodon idella (grass carp), 6986 nucleotides long. Its product is annotated as gastrula zinc finger protein XlCGF57.1-like. The record is from RefSeq and is a predicted model, not a curated record. Gene Ontology annotation, cellular component: nucleus. The transcript has 3 exons. Bases 105 to 1358 code for a protein of 417 amino acids. NCBI's taxonomy places the organism in Eukaryota, Metazoa, Chordata, Actinopteri, Cypriniformes, Xenocyprididae.
UAGGUCAAUGCUGUGUGUGAACAGGACUUUUAUUUUGCAUUGAAGACAUGACGUCAUAAGACUGCGCCGCGCUCCUGCAUCUGUUGUGAUUCUGCUGAAGAAAGAUGGUGCUUAUUAAAGAGGAAAUUGAAGACAUAAAGAUGGAGUUUAUUAAAGAGGAGAGUGAAGACAUAAAGAUUGAAGAAACAUUCAGAGUGAAACAUGAAGAUACUGAGGAACAAACAGACCUAAUGGCACUGAAAGAGGCGAGUCAUGAACUUUAUGAAAGGGAAGAAGAGAAAAAACAUUAUGAUAAACAUCACAAUUUCAUGACUGGGGAAAGAUCAACACAGGCUAAAAAGACUUCCUCACAAAAAAGAGCUCAAAAGACAGGAACUAAAAGUUAUUUCACCUGCCAACAGUGUGGAAUGAAUUUUGAUCAACAUAGAAACCUUCAAAUCCACUUGAGAGUUCACACUGGAGAAAAGCCUUACACCUGCCAACAGUGUGGAAAGAGUUUUACUGUAAAAGGAAACCUUAUAGUCCACAUGAGAAUUCACACUGGAGAGAAACCUUUCACCUGCCAGCAAUGUGGAAAGAGUUUUAGACAUAAAGGAAACCUUAUAGUCCACAUGAGAAUUCACACUCAAGAGAAGGCUUACACCUGCCAACAGUGUGGAAAGAGUUUCACACAUAAAGGAAGCCUUGAAGUCCACAUGAGAAUUCACACUGGAGAAAAGCCUUAUACCUGCCAACAAUGUGGACAGAGUUUCAGUCAAAAAGGAAGCCUUAAAGUCCACAUGAGAACUCACACUGGAGAGAGCCCAUUCGCCUGCCAACAGUGUGGAAAGAGUUUCAGUGGAAAAGGAAAGCUUGAAAUCCACAUAAGAAUUCACACUGGAGAAAAGCCGUAUACCUGCCAACAGUGUGGAAAGAGUUACAAUGAGAAGGGAAACCUUACAGCCCACAUGAAAAUUCACACUGGAGAGAGCCCAUUUGCCUGCCAACAGUGUGGACAGGGUUUCAGUGGAAAAGGAAAACUUGAAGUCCACAUGAGAAUUCACACUGGAGAAAAGCCUUAUACCUGUCAACAGUGUGGACAGAGUUUCAAUCAAAAAGGAAACCUUAUAGCCCACAUGAGAACUCACACUAGAGAAAAGCCUUACAGCUGCACUCUGUGUGGGAAUGGCUUCACACGGGAACUAAGCCUUAGGGAACACAUGAAUAUUCACACUGGAGAGAAGCCAUUCAUAUGUGGUCAGUGUGGAAAGAGUUUCAGAUUUAAAGGUAACCUUAAGGUCCACAUGAGGAUUCACUCGAAAGAGAACUCUUUUAGAAGUCGUCACUGUGGAAAGAGCAGAGGUGUAAAGAGUACCUGAAAACAUUCUUGAAUAAAAAUACAGAUACCUUUCAGCAAAAAUUACUCCAUUACAAGUUUCAAGUCACCAAUUCUAAUACAACUUGAGUAAAAGUCUUGGAGUAUCAGAUUUUAACUGUACUUAAAGCUGCUGUCUGUACCUUUUUUUUUUGUGUUCAGAAUUUACAAAAAUUAUAUAAUGAGAAUGUACAACAUGAAUCCAUUUUCCAAACUGUGAUUUUGUCUAAACCUGAAUCAUUAUGGUAUACUUAUAAUAAGUGUUUAUAUUCAGACUAUUUUAGACAGGUCUGGUAGGAACCACUGCGGAGUAAGCACAGUAACGGCGUAAACCACCAUAGACAUAAACGGAUACAGUGUUCCUCCACAAGACACAUGCCAUUCUGUUUAUUAACUGCUGGAGCGCCAAAAGUGAUGGAUUGCAGCUUUAAAGAAUUAGUUCACUUUCAAAAGAAAAUUAGCCCAAGCUUUACUCACCCUCAACCCAUCCUAGGUGUAUAUGACUUUCUUCUUUCUGAUGAAGAUAAUCGGAGAAAUAUUAAUAAAUAUCCUGACGCAUCCUAGCUUUAUAAUGGCAGUAUGCAUUAACAAACGAGUAUGAGCUGAAGAAAGUGUCUCAAUCCACAUCCAUCCAUCAUAAACAUAUUCCACAUGGCUCUGGAGAGUUAAUAAAGGCCUUCUGAAGUGAAACGAUGCGUUUGUGUAAUAAGAAAUAUCCAUAUUUAAUAAGUUAUGAAGUAAAAUAUGUUGCUUCUGCCAGACUGCCUUCCGUAUUCAUAUUACGGAAAAAAUGGAACUGGCAUCGCGUCAGUUCCGUAAGUUGAAUAGGGAAGGCAUAGGACGUACAGCGUAAGCUUUUUGAAGAAUAUGGAAGGCAGUCAUGCAAAGGAAGCCUAUCUCCCAUACUACCAGCACAUGGCAAUUGGGUUAGAACCAACCACAUGCUUGAUUAUAACUAGCCCGAGGUAGUAUACUCACCGCCACCGUAUAGGCAUGAAUGCCAUUCUGCUGUGAGUUAGUGUCUCUAAAACCCAUAGGCGUGUUCCAGUGAGCAGCAUGGUUUUAAUCCUUACGAGGUCCCCUUAUCUCCCAUCUCCUGCAGUCCCCCGAGAUGAUCUUGGACCCAGUGUAGCGAGUUAGCUCAAAAGGGAAAUAUUAAUAAUUAUACAUAACUUAUUAUGAUUAAUUAUGAAUAUUUGAAUCAGUUAAUCAGAUUUACUUGAUGUAGUUACAUUAACAUUACAAUCAAUCAAUAUCAGUUCAUCCCGUGAACACUCAUUAUUAUUAAAGGUGCAAUAUGUAAGAAUUUUGCAGUAAAAUAUCCAAAAACCACUAGGACAGUGUUAUUGUAAUGAUGAAUCAACGGAGUGAGAAUCCAGCUGCAGUUUUAUUGAAGUUAAAUUCAUAACAAUGGCAAGGACGAGGCAGAAACAGGGACAGGCAAUGGUCAGGGCAGGAGGCAAACAAACAAAGUCCAAAGACAGGCACAGAUCAGGGCAGGCAACAAACAUACAAAAUCCAGGAACAGGCAAAGGUCAGGGCAGGCAACAGAGAAUCCGGUACGAGAAACAGUCCAAAUCAAACACAGGUAUAACAGUCCACAAUGAAAACGCUCAGAAAUGAUCACCGAGGCAAAUAAAGACUUUGCAACAUGUGAGCUGCUUAUGAAGUGUGUGUGUGUCAUGUGGUGCAGGUGCUUGCAAUCAGUCCCAGGAAUGAGGGCCUAUGGGAAAUGAGGUCCGAAUGGAAAACAAGUCAAUAUUCGGGUGAUGGCUCCCUCCAGUGGUGCGAGGAAGGAGAUGCGGGAGCCUCACUUGUAAUAGUUAUAUAUUUUACAAUAUAUAGUACUUACAAUAUCCCAAAUGUUUCCAACUAUUUGUAAAUUGUGAGAAAAUUGCAAUUUUAACCAAGGCUCCGGGACGUAUGAGGAGGUGCCUGUCAAUUGCGUCAUACCUGCGUUACCCCCGGUUUCCGGUUUUAUUUUGUAGAAACCAUGGAAAAAACCAAAGACGCUUUAAUUUAUUAUAUGUUUUAAUAGACAAGGGACCAACUGUUUGGUUACAUUUAUAGACAGAAAACUAAUUGUUGUUAUAUAGCUCAACACGUUUACUCUUAUUGUAUGCCUCAGAGAAAAACACUAUUUUGUCAUUUUUAGUAACAGUAAUACAGAAUUUUCUCUAUCAUACAAUACAUUUUAAUAUUAAUUCCAUGCCAUUUAUCAACACAAGCCAUCUAGCAUUUAGAAUGAUAUUCUAAAAUCGAUCUAGCUUCCUGCAGUGUGCAACAAGUGUCUCACAGCAGCCACCGGGCGAACACACAGAGUAACGUUAUAACAUCAUUUUCAAACUCAAAUGUAUCUAAUAUGACCGGAAAAGCGGAAGCGGCGCCAGUGACUGUGGUAUAAUAAAAGUUCCGCUGCUCGCGGCAUGUGUUGCACAAUCGCUCCAGAGGCCUUGUUCAGCUCCCACAACACUCAGUCCUACUCUGCUUCAUACUACAGUAACGUUAUUAAUUGCAUCCAUGAACAUGAUUUUGUAAUGACUGCUCCAAGACACGAAUGGCGGAGGAUCCAAAUGCAGUGUAUUUUUUGAAGGGUAAUCCACAAUCAUAAACCAAAGACAGGCAAAAAGGUCAAACACAGAGUGGGCAGUCCAAACAAAGAUAGAGUCUAGAACUCAGGCAAGAACCAAAAUUAAAGACACAGGAAAACAAGAAACAAUGGCUUAGAGGUGCAGUGAAAACAGUAAAGCAAGACCUAGCGAUGAGUGACUGAAUGAACCAGGUUUAAAUAGACAGAAACACAAUGAUAAUGAGGUGAUGAGACACAGGUGUAAGCAAUCAUGGUUGAUAAGUCUAGGCAGAGGAUUAUGGGAAAUUGAGUCUUUGACAGUGAUAGUCCAGGGUGGAGUGCCCUCUGAUGGCAAUGACGGGCACUCUCACUGGUGAUUGUGACAUAGCCCCCCUCCUAAGGAGCGGCUUCCAGAUGCUCCUAAUAAGAAAGUUCAGGUAGGAGGAGGAGCGGAGGCAGACCAGGGGCAGGAUGGAGGGCCAGGUCCGUGGAGAGGAAGGCGGCCUGGAGACUGAGGCAGGGCAGACGGCCAGGGCGGAGAAGGCUGGACAGACGGCCAGGGCGGAGAAGGCUGGACAGACGGCCAGGGCAGAGAAGGCUGGACAGACGGCCAGGGCAGAGAAGGCUGGACAGACGGGCUUGAAGACCCCCACGGUGUAGCAGACGACCACUACAGCAGCACAGAUGGGCUUGAAGACCCCCACGGCGGAGCAGACGACCAGCACAGAAGCGCAGACAGGCUUGAAGACCCCCACAGCGCAGCAGAUGACCACCACAGCAGCAGCGUUGACUGGCUUGAAGGCCUCCACGGUGGAGCAGACGACCACCAAUGGUAAAGAUCUGGUAAAACUGGAGACCGCCAUAGCUGAUCAGUUGAAUCUGAAACAUAGAGCUCAGAGAGGUUAGUCUUGGACACAAGUGCCAUAAGAGGACAGGCAGGGAGCUCAGAAAAGCCCUCCAGGGCUCUGACUGGAAAUGUCCUCUCUGGUUGUGUUGAGGCAGACAGACAGUUCUGGUACGACCUCUGCGGUCAUGUCGAGGCCGACAGGAAACUCAGGGACAACCUCCGUGGUCGUAUCAGGGCAGAAAGGGAACUCAGGGACGACCUCUGUGGUCGUAUCAAGGCAGACAGGGAACACGGACGAUAUCCAUGGUAGCAUCAGUGCAGACAAGAAGUUCAUAGGUCACGAGGCUGGGUUCUGGGACUGCAGAAAACUCUGGUGUGGACUCAUGGACUGAGGUGGACUCUGGAUUGGACUCAAAGGUUGAAGCAGGGUCAGGAGUGAAUUCAUGGGCUGGAUCAGGCACUGGAGCCGAUGUGUGCAAAGCCCACACACACCAAAUGGCUGUGGCCAUAAUGGCCAGCGCUGCAAUAUCUGUGGGCUCAGGCGUGGCAGCCAUCUUGGCCAAGGGCUCAGGCGUAUUGUAAACAGGCUCUGGUGGGGUAACCACAAGACAGCAGGGUACCGAAAACACAGGACUGGCAAUCAUUAAAUCCGGACAUGCUGGUGACCAAGAUGAGCCAAGCUCCUUGGCCAUUGGAGCUUGGUGUUUGGUGCCUCCCCCCAAAAAAUGUUUAGGAGAAGAGUCUUCCUCGACCUCCCCAACAGUGAAGGAGGAACCAGCCAACAGCAGAGCAUUGUCCAUAAACUGUACUAAAGUCAGGUCAUUUACCCCACUUGGCAUGAGUGAUCUUAUUGGUUCGCUUAAUCCAUGACGACAAAAGUCCUUCAAAACAGCAUCCUUCCAAUUUACGCAAUUAACCAGAGCACAGAACUGAGUAGUGUAAUUUUUGAUGGUACUGGUACCUUGACGCAGGAAUAGGAUUUCUUCUGCUGGAUCGAUAGCGGGCUAGGUCUUCUGUAAUGACUGCUCCAAGACACGAAUGGCGGAGGAUCCAAAUGCAGGGUAUUUAUUGAAGGGUAAUCCAAAAUCAUAAACCAAAGACAGGCAAAAAGGUCAAAACACAGAGUGGGCAGUCCAAAAAAAGAUAGAGUCCAGGGCUCAGGCAAGAACAGGGAAAUCCAGAGAUGAAGCAAAAACCAAAAUCAAAGACACCGGAAAACAAUGGCUUAAAGGAUAAUGAGGUGAUGAGACACAGGUGUAAGCAAUCAUGGUUGAUCAGUCUAGGCAGAGGAUUAUGGGAAAUUGAGUCUCUGACAGUGAUACUCCAGGGUGGAGUGCCCUCUGAUGGCAAUGACGGGCACUCUCACUGGUGAUCGUGACAGAUUUCUUCUCGAGUCCUAUCCCGAUUAUUUCCAGUGGUUGUGAUGUGAAGACAUGUCCCAAGAUUCCACGCUCAAACUUGGCGUCAUCAAGCUAUGCCUUUGUUUUGAAUAGGCCUCUAGCGACCUCUAGCAGACAGAAAAUCUUACAUAUUGCACCUUUAAUUAAUUCUAAGAAAUGGUAUUUUUCAUGUCCACAGACACUUCUAUAGAAACUAUCAGUGACGUAAGUGUACGUUGAUUGGUCAAACACUGGCACCUGGCAUUUUUAAAAAGUCAUGUAAACAUAUUUACUUCAUACAAAUGGAAAACAGCGAAAAUGGAAUUUACCUGUUGUCAUAGGAGAUUUUGUCUCUUAGCCAAACUUUUUGCUCUUUCAGUCGUGUAGAUUAUGUGUUUACAUUCCCACGUCACACAACAAACACAGCUCUGAUCACGGCAUCCUCCAUUUACCGGUUUUUAUUGUUUGUAAAUGCUGCGCUUAAAGAUGCCGCUGUUGGCCGCUUCACAGUUCCUAUUCCCAGUGUGCAUACAACCAGGGACAUAGCCCGGGGGAGAAAUUAGUUCCCGGAGAACUAUCCUAGUGGUUAGUUCCUAGAACUAUUCGGUGCAAAAGCCCUUCAUGAGUUUCUCACCACAAACUUCUUUGUUAACAAAGGGGUUCACAACUUUAACUAACUAGCAGAUAUUUAGUAUAUAGUACAAACUUGCAUUAUGCCUCAGCUGUAUGAAGAACGUCCGAAUAUACUGUUGCAGUAGAAAGUCCUGAGAGUUCGGUCCGAUGGUGCUGAAGUUGGAAUCGAUUUCUCCUGCGUUGAAUAAAGAAAAUAAUGACAAA